CAAGGUCUUUUGAACCCAGAACCCACGAAAAUGUUCCUAAGAAAGGUAUAAGAUAAAAGAUAUGAUAAAUUCUUAAGGGUUAAAGUUUCUCUGAUCAUUUCCAUUUGAAGAAAAGAUGUUUAGAUAUUUUUCGCGAUCUUCAUUGCUCUGCUUGAAAUCCAGAUUUCUCUGUGUUUCCGCAAAUCAGAGCUCCUUCCUUUCUUCCCCGACGACUGCCGGCGUUCAAAGAAAAGUCUGUUCCAGUGCAGGCAACUUCCGUCUUGGUGUUUCCGAAGGUCUCAAGGAUAAACCCAUGAAUCCACUCAAUAGCAGAUAUAUGCCACUUUCAAAAAGUUCGUCUUCAGCCAAGGAACGUGUUGUAUCUAAAAAUGGCUCUCAACCUGUUAAGCUACUUCAUGGAGCUGAGGACGAAUUUGGAGGUGUCAUUGUAGACAUGAAGGAACCCUUGGAUUCUGAGGUCUUUGUUGCUACUCUUAGAGAUUCAAUAUCAAAAUGGAGGAAAGAGGGUAAGAAAGGUGUUUGGAUGAAAUUUCCCAUUGAACAUGUAAAUCUUGUGGAAGCUGCUGUCAAGGAGGGGUUCUGGUAUCACCAUGCUGAGGAAAAUUACUUGAUGCUUGUAUAUUGGAUUCCUGAAACUCCUAAUACUAUACCAGCAAAUGCUUCACACCGAGUUGGUGUCGGUGCUUGUGUGAUAAAUGAUAAAAAAGAGAUGCUGGUAGUACAGGAGAAUGGUGGCAACUUCCGGGCCACAGGUGUUUGGAAGUUCCCUACUGGAGUUGUUGAUGAGGGUGAAGAUAUUUGUAGGGCAGCAAUAAGGGAAGUUAAAGAAGAGACAGGAAUUGACACAGAAUUUGUUGAAGUACUGGCAUUUAGGCAAAGUCACCAGGCAUUUUUUGGGAAGUCAGAUUUUUUCUUUGUUUGCAUGUUGCGGCCCCUCUCUUUUGAAAUCCAGAAGCAAGAAGUAGAGAUCGAGGCAGCACAGUGGAUGCCAAUUGAGGAUUAUGCAACACAACCAUUUGCUCAGAAUCAUGAGCUAGGAAAGUUCUUGGCUGACAUUUGCAUUGCAAAGAUUGAUAAAGGGUAUGCUGGAUUUUCUCCGGUCGUUACAGGAUCAGCUUUUUCACAGAAGCCAUUUGAUUUGUACUUGAACUGCGGUGAUCUGAACCAGCCCCAGCCAUCCUUGUGACCAUUCCUAGAAAAGAGUAUUGUCCAAAAUUUUUUUAACGCAGGGGGAGAUCAAUACGCUGCUAGUGUGGGAUGGAAUCUCUCAUGCCAAACCAAUGGAAGCACGGGAGGGGAUGCCCCAUGGUUCAUGUACAAGGAAUGGCCCACAUUUGAGGGAGGAGAGAGUGUGAUAGGGUACAUGAUACCGACAGCGUGAAAAUCAUUUUCCCUGUUCUUUAAUAUCAAUUGUAUUCCAAUGUUAUUGAUGUAUCAAUUUCGUCUAUAACAUUCAUUUUAUUUAUUCUUUAUUUAUAACAUUCAUUUAAUAUUUUUUCUGUACUUGUUCGUUAUAUAUGAUUAAUGAAUGACCUAAUUCUAGUACAGCUACAA
Macadamia integrifolia is the source of this 1554-nucleotide messenger RNA. RefSeq names its product nudix hydrolase 2-like. The coding region runs from base 116 to 1186 and encodes 356 amino acids. Gene Ontology annotation, molecular function: NADH pyrophosphatase activity; ADP-ribose diphosphatase activity; NAD binding. Lineage: Eukaryota; Viridiplantae; Streptophyta; Magnoliopsida; Proteales; Proteaceae. The transcript is spliced from 9 exons. The record is from RefSeq and is a predicted model, not a curated record.